AGUGUGGAAAUAUAUAAAACACAGGAAAAUUACGUUUAUGACAGCACUGGGCCUUUAAAUCGUGUGACUAGGCUAAGCCACUGCAGUAAAUCAUGGUAUGAUUACUCACUACAGUAGAUACGAAAAAAUAGCACACAACAACUCGUAACUUCUCAUAAUAACCAUGAAUAGAGCUUUUAAAAAUUGCCGAACGGUAAUGGUGACAGGAGCCAGCCGAGGCCUCGGUCUGCAAGUAGUGGAAAGUCUGGUGGCAGGGAGCUCUGCUCCGGACAAAAUUAUUGCCACGGCCAGAAAUCCGAGCGGGGCCCAGGUAAAUAAACCCAUGCGGAAAUGUUAUACAUCUUGUGCUGUGUUUUGAGCGUAGCCUAGGCUGCAGUGUUCUUUUAUAGGGGUUGGUGGACUUCAUGUAAGGUCUGUCAUAUAAAUAAUUAUGCAUAUUCUCAAUAUUUUAUAACAUUUUGAUGUAGGCUAACGUUUGCUCAUACUUUCUCAAACAGCAAAUACCCAUGUCUAACCAACCUGGACUCAGGGGUAGACUUAGCAUAGUAAAUGUAAAUCUGGAACAAGUCAAUUAAUAUGAUAUGUAACGGUUCACAUGGGAUGUUUGUGGAUGUCAAUCAUCCAUUUCGUAUGAUAUGUUACGAAUUACAAUUCGUUGGCUAAAUGGCUAACGUUAGCUGGCUGAAGGUUAGGGGUUAAAGGGUUAAGGUUAGGGGAAGGUUUAGCUAACAUGCUACGUAGGUGUAAAGUAGCUAAAAAGUAGUAAGUAGUUGCUGCUGCAUAGCUAAAAUGCUAAAAUGGUCCAUGAUGAGAUUCGAACACGCAACCAUUGGGUUGCUAGACGUUCGCGUUACUUUAACCCUAACCUUAACCCCUAGCCUAGCUAAUGUUAGCGGUUAAAGUUAGUGCUAGGAGUUAGGCUAGGGAAGGGUUAGCUAACAUGCUAAGUAAGGUUAAAGGGUUAGCUAACAUGGUCAGUAGUUGCAAAGUAGCUAAAAAGUAGUAAGUAGUUGCUAAAAUGCAAAAGUGGUCCGCGAUGAGAUUCGAACAUGCAACCCAAUUGCUAGACGUUCAUCUUAUACACCAAUCCAUCCACCCGGACUAAUAACCUUACUGUGUUUUUGCGUUAAGUAACCUUCUGUUUUAUGUAACAUAUCAUACUUAUUUGAGUGUCCCGGAUGUACUAUGUUAUGUCUAGUCUGAGACCAGGCUGGUCUAACCCAUGUCACUGGUGCAUCCAUAUCUGCACAUCAGACUUGCAAUGUAGUUGUGUGAAGUAAUUCUCUGUUUUGCAGGAACUGCAGAAACUAGCUGAAAAACAUCCAAAUAUCCAUAUAAUAACGCUUGGUAAGAAUAAUUAAAUCAAUAACUUUUGUAUGCAUGAUAUAAUGCUAUAAAAAAAAUCAUAUUGUUUUGUUCUUGACUUUGCCUCCUCUCCAGAUGUUGUCAGUCAGGAGAGCAUAGAGAAAGCUGCACAAGACGUUGACCUGCUUGUUCAGGAGGUGGGCCUCAAUUGUCUAAUCAACAAUGCUGGAAUCAAUGUUGUCGCCAAUUUUGAGACCGUCACGGCUGAGAAGAUGUUGGAGAACUUCCACACCAACUCUGUUGCCCCCCUUAUGAUCACUAAGGUUUAAUUUGUUAAUUUUAAUCUUUACAUAAACAAAAAUACAACAUGAUAGUCCACCUGCAUGAGAGAAAUAGAAAUGUUCUCACAUUCUGUAUCUCUGCCAGGCUCUCCUACCCCUGUUGAAGAGGGCAGCUGUCAAAGGCACAGGGAUGGGCAUCCAUAGAGCUGCAGUCAUCAACAUUGCUUCCUUGUUAGGGUCAGUCGAGCUCAACUGGGGUGACCGGGCCAACAACAUCAAGUGGUAUCCUUACAGAACAUCCAAGGUAUGUAUAUUGUUGGUCAUUUGACAACCUGAUAAAUGUGGACAAGUGUCAAGCAGAUAUAACAUAAGUGACAUGGCUCUGACAACAAGUUUUGACAGAGUGCCCUGAACAUGGUGACCCGAUGCAUGGCAGUGGAUCUGGAGGCUGAUGGCAUCCUGUGUAUGGGCCUCCACCCUGGCUGGGUACGCACUGACAUGGGUGGACCAGAGGUAAGCCUCUAUUCUCCUCUUCUCAGCAGAGACAACGUAAUGCACACAGCAUCACAAUAUCUGUCCCCACAUCCGUACUUGUUUAUUUUAGUAAUAGCCCCAUGAGAAUAAAUAGUAGUUUUUUAGGGAGACAUUGAUAAUUAAUACUCAUUAUAAUUUCCCCUUUGCCUCCAGGCACCUUUGAGUCCAGAGGAGAGCAUAUUAUCUGUGUUGUCAGUAAUUGGUGGAUUGACUGAAAAGGAUCAUGGGUCAUUUCUACACUACACUGGGGAGCCACUACCCUGGUGAUUGGAAUAUCACCAUGGAUGAUUUUAUAAAGUUGUUGCUUUGCACAUGUUUAUGCUUUGACUUUGCAAAGUUGAAUGUACUACCUAAAUAGCAGUUUUAAAUGACAAAUGCAUCAUGUAAUGUUCUAUAUGACAUGAAGUUUUAUUUGCUGUAACACUGACACUAUAUGCCUAGCCUAUAUUAUUUAAAUGAGGCAAGUUAAUUGUUCAGUAGGCCUAUGUGCAACAGGUUGAAGUGGCGAGGAAGCAAAUAAUAAUAAUAAUA
This is a messenger RNA of Coregonus sp. 'balchen', 2651 nucleotides long. Lineage: Eukaryota; Metazoa; Chordata; Actinopteri; Salmoniformes; Salmonidae. The record is from the annotation of a GenBank genome assembly.